Molecule: messenger RNA, 1584 nt
Organism: Fonsecaea multimorphosa CBS 102226
Lineage: Eukaryota; Fungi; Ascomycota; Eurotiomycetes; Chaetothyriales; Herpotrichiellaceae
Exons: 2
Coding region: 1-1584 (527 amino acids)
Source: RefSeq, a predicted model, not a curated record
AUGUGGGAAUAUCAUCAGCACCCCUUUGACCCGGGUAUACCACUCCCAUAUCAGGUCAUCGAUGAUGGCGCUGGGUGGUUUGAAGCUGUGCCACUUGCUUCCCACCAACACCACCAGCCUGCAACUCAUCAACGCAUCAGACAUCCGCCACAACUCCAACAGCAGUCAGGGCCAGCUGCUGAGGGUCUCGUUGGUCCGCCUCUGAGCAAUCUGUUUGUGCAAUACCAUCAACCGCCCCAACACAUAGCUGACCCACAACAAUUUGGGGCUUUAGUCGAGCCUGGGAGUGGUGGUGGAGGUUCAGCAACGGUGUCAACCUUUCAGCAUGGCAUCCAGGGCUAUGGCGUUGUGAGUCGACGAGGGCCCAAGCUUCCACCAAUUCGCAAUAACCUUCGCCAUGAGGAUACUCAACUUCCAGGGAUUCGUCGAAUACUCGAUCUCCCGACGGCUCACCUAGAGAUUGCUCCAUUUCAGCGUUGCCAACACCAAGAGGAGCCGUUUUCCAAAAAAGAAACAUUGUUUGUGCGUGGCCGUUCAAAGAGAACAAGCAAGCGCAGGAAAGAAUCGUUUGCCUCAGAGGAUGCCCUAGAUAAAGCUGACUCUGUAUGCCAUGCUGCACCAGCGGUCCUCAAGCACCCCCCAUUUUGGCAAGAUAUGGUGCGACCAAACGAUACGGUACACCCACCACCAAAGCGACAGCGACGUCUGCCCCCUGCUCUAUCGCCUACUCUGCCCACUGGAAUAUUCGGCAAACCUUGUCGUCUUCAAGGAGUCCCUCCUGCAACCGAGACUCCGAUGGCAGAAUCAGUACAAAGCAACGUCUGGUCAACCCCGCAACCGGAAAGUCAACAUGUGACGCGGUCGGAAGACAUCGAUGCAAGUUCACAGGCAGAGUUGAUUGUGAAGCUGGCGUCGAAGCCAAGCUUUCUCAUUACUCACAGAGCCCAUGAGGUGUUCAGCGAAGAGCACUGCGAAAAGAUCUUAUGGCUCGCCCUCCAUGGAGUGUCGAGUCCGGCUAUCGGGUGGCUGCUGAGUUUUGAACUUCCUAAACCGAGCAGUUCUGGGACGGCCAAGCGACAGAUCUUGCAGGCUAGCAUUGACAAGCUGGUGCGUUGUUUCAUCGCCGAGCUUGCAAUGGGCCAAAACAGAACAACCGGAGUCGAUGAAAUGGUUGAGCACCUGCUGCAACAGGGAGAUCGCCUCGGCUGGAGUCGAUGGAUACUUCAAAAAGCGGUUGAUUUCAUGAGUACCGCCGGGGACAAGGCAGCCAGAGAGCAAGCGUCCCGGGACCGUAAAGAUCUCGUUUUGUACAGAAUCAAUCAUGGCGGCCAAAAUCCGCAACCUGCAGAUACUCAGGCACACCGGGCCCUCAUAAGAGAACCUAUGGAGCAGAAAAUGAUGCGGGAGCAGUUUGGGUACCGUGAGGGAAGUCACGAUGCGGAGCGAAAGUUGAUGAAGAAAUGGUUGCACAAGAUCCGCGAACUUGGCGAGCUGCCCGAUCGUUUGACAGAGGCUGAAGUCGGAACAGGCACCUCAGAGCCCGAACAGACCGAAAUAUCUGGUGACCACAAGAUGACGCUGUGA